CUCGUCCACCAUAUUUUUUAAACCAGGGAAUUUAUGUAAACUGCAGCUGAACUGAAAUAAGCAGGUUUAAAUUUUACAAGUAGCUGUUUGUUCAGCACCUUCAGUUUUUCUGCUUUCAUUUUUUUAUGCUUACAUGCUUAAGAAAUGCGAAUUAAGAGCGAAAUGUUCACAACACAAUAGACGACUCUGAAAGCCACAAGUUCACUUUAUUUUGAUGUUUCAAACGUCAUUACACCAGAGAUGCGCUUGACCUUAGUUUGCCUAAUGAAGCCUGUUCUUCAUGGAUACUUCAGAAGCUCCUGCUCGUGGAGGGUCCGGAUUGCUUUUGCUCUUAAGGGCAUUGAAUAUGACCAGGUUGCAGUCAAUCUAAUCAAAGAUGGAGGUCAGCAGCUUACAGAGCAAUACAAAACAUUGAACCCCAUGCAGCAAGUUCCUGCAGUGGAAAUUGAUGGCAUCACUCUGUCUCAGUCGCUUGCAGUGAUCCAGUAUAUUGACGAGACCAGACCAGGACCUCGUCUUCUUCCUGCAGACCCGAAAGCACGUGCCCAGGUCCGCAUGAUUAGUGACCUCAUCGCCUCUGGGAUACAGCCUCUUCAGAAUUUAUCUGUACUCCAGAAGAUCGGAGCUGAAAAGUUACUGUGGGCACAACACUUCAUCAAUCGUGGUUUUCAAGCUUUAGAACCAAUUCUGAAGCAAACUGCAGGGAAAUACUGUGUAGGCGAUGAGAUUUCCAUGGCAGAUAUUUGUUUAACCCCACAAGUCUACAAUGCAGAGAGGUUUAAAGUGGACGUAGGCCAGUAUCCAACCAUCAAAAGGCUGAAUGAGACCUUGGUUGAGAUUGAAGCUUUCAAACUGAGCCAUCCAUCUCGCCAACCAGACACGCCUGCUGAUCUUCAAGCAUGAAAUUAUGACAGUGGGGCAUUGUUAAAUAAAGUACUUUAAACAAAUGUUUUUAUUUAAUCAGCAUUAAACAAUGAAACUCUUAAACUAUUCCACAGCAUUGUGUAAAAAUGUUUUACCAACACACAAUAACACACAGAUUUGUAAUGUCCAAAACAUGCAAAUUAAAGAUUUGUUAUGCAAAGUGCAAAACUUCAGGUAUUAGUGCAUACAUCUCAUUACUGGUACACAAUUUGAGGUCACAUUAUGAAUGAUUUCAAACCAGAAUAAAGCAAAAUAAACCACUUUUCUUUCA
Molecule: messenger RNA, 1195 nt
Organism: Gambusia affinis (western mosquitofish)
Lineage: Eukaryota; Metazoa; Chordata; Actinopteri; Cyprinodontiformes; Poeciliidae
Gene: gstz1
Product: glutathione S-transferase zeta 1
Exons: 9
Coding region: 241-903 (220 amino acids)
Biological process (GO): L-phenylalanine catabolic process; glutathione metabolic process
Cellular component (GO): cytoplasm; mitochondrion
Molecular function (GO): maleylacetoacetate isomerase activity; glutathione transferase activity
Source: RefSeq, a predicted model, not a curated record